This is a messenger RNA of Tricharina praecox, 2298 nucleotides long. Its product is annotated as JmjC domain, hydroxylase-domain-containing protein. The transcript is spliced from 3 exons. Gene Ontology annotation, biological process: chromatin remodeling. Gene Ontology annotation, molecular function: histone H3K9 demethylase activity; histone H3K36 demethylase activity. Gene Ontology annotation, cellular component: nucleus. The record is from RefSeq and is a predicted model, not a curated record. Bases 301 to 2298 code for a protein of 665 amino acids. NCBI's taxonomy places the organism in Eukaryota, Fungi, Ascomycota, Pezizomycetes, Pezizales, Pyronemataceae.
CCCUCCCCGCCGCUCUUUAACGGAAACUCUGGUCUCUUCUCUCGUUUGCACGCUCCAGCUCGUCCUAGCUAAUCAGUCGUCACUGAAAGCCUCUCUCUCGAGUUCCCACCCCUCCCCCACUCUGCUGUCCUCCAUCCAUCCUUGUCCCUCACCGGCCGUCCGACAUCAGACCGACCGAACGUCAACGGAGGUACCUAGGCUAUGUACAUGGUCCGUAAAGCAAAAUAAUCCCCAGUACCUACUUCCGUCCACCACCACCACAAGCAGCAGCAGCAGCAGCGUCCAAUCGAAUACGGCGCCAUGGAUCCUCCGAUGGAAGAGGCCCACACUCUUAUUGCACCACGACCACCCUCUACCCCGCCUUACCGCACGCCGACGCCCGAACCACGACUGCCGGCCCACGCCUCGGCCACCAGCGCACACGACCACGUGAUGUCGCCCAAUGACAACCGCAACCGCAACUGCACACCUUCGUCGGACCUGAGCUCGCCGCCCGUCUCGAUUUCCCGUCGCUCGCGCAGUUCCUGCGCCCGCUCCAGCACGUCGCUCAAUUCCUCCGACUCGGCGCGCUCUGACUCGGCCCAGACUCCCGCGUCGACGGUGUCCAGCGGCGGCGACGGCGGCGGCGCAGGUGACGGCGGUUGCCCGGCUUUUGCGCCGACACAGUCAAAGACCAUCGUGGCCGAUGGUGUCAAGUUCGAUUCGUGGCCGGUUGCGGCGAGGCCCGAUGCGCCGACGCUCGGCGACGAGCCGAAGAGACUGCCCGACGGGAGUGUCAAGCCGAGGACGAAACGGGAGGCGGAAGAUCAGUUGGAGUUCCAGUGGCAGAAGAAGAGGAAGCUGGCGCUCAAGGAGAAGAUUUUCGAGAACUCUGGAGACGAGGCUGUGGGUUGCACAACAAAAUUCGAUAUGGAGGGUAGUGUCCAUUUCGAUGGAGAACCCCUGCCGGAAUGGCUGAAUGCCGAGCGGGAGUUCCAAGAUGACGGCAGGCCGGGCACGUUCAUCGUUCGGCCCAGCAAGGAGGACUUUGAGAUGAGAUGGCCGGAGAUCUUGCAAACACUGCAACCGUUCGGGAUGAGGCUGGGCAUCGUGAAACUGGAGAUUCCGCCAGAAUGUCUUGGUAAGGUGAUGCCUUACAGCGAGUGGGUGGCCACAAGACCGCCUGAGGUGGCUCUUCCGCCACCGCCGAAGCCGAAGGCUGCACGAAAGGGCCGUCCUCUAAGGGGCAAGGCACAUCAUGGACGGAAGGGCUUGUUCUCCAAGCAGAGCAGCUGCACACCAGCACUGGAGUCCGAGGCCGACAUGCCGGCUCCAGAAGUAGAGGGGCCACCGCCACGACCGCCACCACCGGAUCCGAUGGUGUACGAAAUGAGCCAGCAUUUACCCCUUCACCUCAACUCCAAACACCAAUAUGCGCCCAUCUACGAAGUGAUAUCAAAGCGCAAAACGCUAGUUCCUAUAUCCUCGUUCCCGCACGACCUCGACGAAAACUCGCAGAACCUUCGUAUUCCGGAGGAAACAAUGCUGAAGCGCGGCCGCGAAUGGGCCGACAUAGUGAAGCAGAACCCUGGCGGCGAAGUCUUCUACUCAUCGGACAAUGAUGUGACGGAAGAGCUCCGCGCCUACCUUGGUCUCGUGGACCCGAAACUCGACAAGCUGCCGGGAAACCACAUAUUUGACAGUACGGAGACUGUAAUAGGAAUACACACUCCCUACUUGUACCUGGGCAACGCAUACACGCUGUUCGCACUGCACCAAGAGGACUACUGCGCGCUCUCGCUCAACUUCCACCACAAGGGCGCCCCAAAAAUGUGGCGCGUCACGUGUCCGCUCGAUUUCGACAAGGUGGAGCGAAUAGUCGCGCGGAACCAGGACGAGGCGCCCGGCGAGAAGCUGUGCUCGCAGCAUGUGCGCCACGCCAGCCUGUUCCUGUCGCAAGGGAUCCUGGAGCUCGAGGGAGUCCGCAGCAUCCUCGUCCGCCAGAAGAAGGGCGAGAUGAUCAUCACGUGGCCGCUCUCGUAUCACCAGGGAUGGAACGAGGGCCCAAAUAUCUGUGAAGCUAUCGCUUAUGGAAGCGCGGUUUGGAAGAAGACCUUCGUUGAGGACGGGGAGAUGAUGUAUCGUACCUGCGGAAGGAGGUGCAUCACCCGCGGCAUGGGCAUACCGAUAGAGUUGGACUUCACGAAGACUAAGACAUCCGCUGCCGCCGCCGAUGAGGCUGCUAAACUGCAGGCGGACGAGGAGGUGGACGCGAAGAUGGAGGUGGAGAUGAAGGUGGAAGUGGAGGUGGAGGUAUGA